Carassius carassius (crucian carp) is the source of this 2068-nucleotide messenger RNA. RefSeq names its product high affinity cGMP-specific 3',5'-cyclic phosphodiesterase 9A-like. Lineage: Eukaryota; Metazoa; Chordata; Actinopteri; Cypriniformes; Cyprinidae. The transcript has 19 exons. Gene Ontology annotation, biological process: cGMP catabolic process. Gene Ontology annotation, molecular function: 3',5'-cyclic-GMP phosphodiesterase activity. The coding region runs from base 51 to 1610 and encodes 519 amino acids. The record is from RefSeq and is a predicted model, not a curated record.
AGGAGCUAGCCAUAGAUUGUGUAUCUAUUGCCAAAGCAUCAGAGGUCAUCAUGGGGUCGAGUUCUUCGUCUUAUGCCCCUAAAACUAUUUAUCUGGAUGUGGAUGGAAAAGUGCAAAGGGUGAUUUUCAGUCGACACUGUAGCCCAUGUGAUAUUAAGGAGCUUCUUUGCUCAUCAUCCAAUAUUGCCAGAAACCCGGCUAUACUUCUGAUUGACUCAGAAGGAGCACUGGUCUCUAUUGAUCCCAGCAUGCCAGCAAACUCUCCAAACAACUUAUAUAAGGUUAUGCCUCACUCCACAAACCAAGGAGGAGAGAAGGAAGACAUUUUCCAGAACGUUUUGUCACAAGUGACAGAUCAGUUCAGCAGGGCUUUUAGGAUCAGUGAGCUGAAGACUGAAGUGACCAACCGACUGGCCAUGCUGGAGAAGAGAGUGGAGCUGGAGGGACUUAAAGUGGUCGAAAUUGAGAAGUGUAAAAAUGAUCUGAAGAAAUUAAGGGAUGAAAUGACCUCUAGAGGAGGAGUGAGAACAAACUGCAAUUGCAAAUAUAACUUUUCUGAUUAUGGGAAGAAACUGUCUCCCAGGCGAGAUGUCCCAAGCUACCCAAAGUACACACUUUCUCAGGAAACCAUAGAGACUCUGAAAAGGCCCACCUUUGAUGUAUGGCAUUGGGAACACAAUGAGAUGCUUAGCUGUCUGGAGUAUAUGUAUCAUGACCUUGGACUGGUUAAGGAGUUUAACAUGAACCCCAUAACUCUCAAAAGAUGGCUGCUUGCGAUUCAAGAAAACUACCGCGACAACCCUUUCCACAACUUCCGCCACUGCUUUUGUGUUAGCCAGAUGAUGUAUGGAAUGAUCCAUCUGUGUAACCUUCAGAAGAGGCUUACCAUGACAGACAUGUGUAUUUUGAUGACUGCAGCUGUGUGUCAUGACCUGGACCACCCGGGAUACAACAACACGUAUCAGAUUAAUGCUUGCACUGAGCUGGCCUUGCGCUAUAAUGAUAUCUCUCCUCUGGAGAACCAUCACUGUGCUGUGGCCUUCCAGAUACUCUCAAUGCCUGAGUGCAACAUAUUUGCCAACGUGGAGCCUGACUCCUUCAAACAGAUACGACAGGCGAUCAUUACUCUUAUAUUGGCGAAAGAUAUGGCUAGAAAUGGAGAGAUACUGGACUCCUUCAAAAAGAAAGUGGACCGCUUUGACUUUACCAAUGAGGAGCAUGUUAAAUGCCUGAAGAUGGUGUUGAUCAAGUGUUGUGACAUCUCCAAUGAGGUCAGACCCACUGAGGUGGCAGAGCCGUGGGUGGACUGUCUCCUGGAGGAGUACUUCAUGCAGAGUGACAGAGAAAAGACAGAAGGUCUUCCUGUGGCUCCAUUUAUGGACCGUGACAAAGUCACCAAACCAAUGGCACAAAUUGGCUUCAUUAAAUUCGUCCUCAUCCCAAUGUUUGAGACCGUCAUGAAGCUCUUUCCACAGAUUGAAGAGAUCAUGGUUCAGCCUUUGAGGGACUCCCGUGAUCACUAUGAAGAGCUUAAGCAGAUAGAUGAUGCAAUGUCAGAGGCACAGAAGAAGAAAUCAGAGAGCAUGUCUUUAGGCGGAAAAAAGAAAUAGGCAACCUGCUUCUUUUAUGGGUUCUCAGGCUGAUCCAGCUCCCAGUUUCCUGAAAACUGAGGUUUUGAACUGUUUGGGUUCUCCAAGCACCCGUUUUCCGAAGGAGAGUGUUGGACCCCACGCUAUGUGUGGAAACAUCAAGAAUGAAAUGAAAAGGCAGUCAUCCGUAGUAAAAAAGGCGGUCAAAAUGACUGAUUCUGUCGGCAUUGCUGGUCUAAUUAUUUUCCACAGAUUUAUUUGCACUAUUGAAAUGAAGUGCUUGGCCCUCAAAUAUUGUUGUGUUGUCAAAGGCUUCAAUAAAAUAAACACCUUUCGGAAAUGAGCAGUUGAGAUAUUUAACUUGAAGAUACUUUAUCAGAUAAUGGCAUUAUAUGACUACACAAAAUGAUUUUUUUUUUGGUAUGUAUUGUUUUGAGUUUUGCAGGAACUGAUUUCACCAGAGCAGCUAUUAAUAAAAU